Messenger RNA from Hibiscus syriacus, 3935 nucleotides. RefSeq lists its product as uncharacterized. The transcript is spliced from 3 exons. Lineage: Eukaryota; Viridiplantae; Streptophyta; Magnoliopsida; Malvales; Malvaceae. Bases 240 to 3713 code for a protein of 1157 amino acids. The record is from RefSeq and is a predicted model, not a curated record.
CGGUUUGAGUUCUUAGCUUCUGUGAACAUUGGGAUUUUAUUUGAGUCCGGCUGCUAGGAACUGUUUGGUGCUGAAGGCCGUUCGUUGCAUCUCAUUUAAAACUGGAUGUAUUGACUGCUGAGGCUAGCUGCUGAUCUUUUGGUGAUUGCUGCUAUAAUGGUUGAAUAUUUUGUAUGAUAGUAGACAAAGGAUAAAUAGAGUCUGAAAUCCGAUUGUUUAAUCUUGAAGCGCUAUCAGCCAUGGAAUGUAACAAAGAGGAGGCUAUCAGAGCAAAGGGAAUAGCUGAACAGAAGAUGCAAAAUGGUGAUUUUGAGGGUGCAAAGAAGUUUGCACUGAAGGCCCAGAAAUUGUUCCCUGAACUUGACAACAUAUCACAAUUGUUGGCAGUAUGUAAUGUUCACUAUUGUGCUAAACACAACAUACACGGGUCAGAAAAGGAUUUGUACGGGAUUCUUCAAACUGAACAGUCGGCUGACGAGAGUUCAAUCAAGAAGCAGUUUAGAAAGCUCGCAUUAUUGCUUCAUCCAGACAAGAAUAAAUUUCCUGGUGCUGAGGCUGCUUUUAAGCUGAUUGGGGAAGCAAACAGGGUACUUACAGACCAAAAGACACGUUCUCAAUAUGAUUUGAAGUGUAGAGUCUCGGUGAAAACUAUACCAAAGCCAACUUCUCACCCUUCAAAUAAGGCCUCCACUGGCAACAGUCAGUCUGAUUUUACUAACAACUACAAGAAUGGUUAUUCAAAGUUCACAGCAUCAAAUUCCUAUCAGCAGGCACAACAUCUAACAUUUUGGACCAGCUGCAGUGCUUGUGGUUUCAAGUUCCAGUUUAACAAAGAUUUUGUGAACAGGAUGUUACCUUGCCUUUCAUGUAGAUGUAUCUUCAUUGCCCACGACUUGGGUCCUCAGGGAUACCCAUGGAGUCAGUUCUCCAGUCAGAACCCUUGUAACUCAUUUUCGCAACACAAUAGUGGCAAGCCUUCUGGUGUCCACUUUCAGCAUAACUUUGCUGGGUCUGCUCCUAUUCCAAAGGCAGGAAGCUAUCAGGUUGGUGAUUCUAAGAAACAAGAGAAAGUAGGUGUUAAAAUGAACCAGUCUAAGGAGGGUUUUACAGCUCAGAAAGAUGAGUUUUCAAACAUGAGAGAUAGAAAGAAAGGUGUUGAAAUGCCUGAGCCCACUGUGGCGAAGCCCAACGAAUCAGGAACUUCAAGAAAUGCCAGGAAGAAGAGGAGAAAGUCAGUAGAGCAGUCUGAUGAAAGUUGUGAAACUGGUGGUGGAAUCAAAGUUGAAAAUGUGGUUAGUAAGGAAGAUUGCAAUAAUAGUACUGGGGCAAACUCAGAAGUGAGUGGAGGCAAUCCUCCUAGGAGAUCUUCACGGCAAAAACAACCUGUUUCUUAUGAGGAAAAGUUGGCGGAUGAUGAUGAUUUUGAAAGCCCUUAUAAAAAAUCUAAGGUAAUGCCACCACCCAAAGCUAAUGAGGAAAAGUUGGAUGAUGAGGUAAUGAAAAAGGAUAACUCUGGUGGUUACACUGCUGCAGAUGUAUGUAAGAAAGAAGGCGAACAGAAAGCAAAUGCCCCUCCUGAAGAUGAUGUCCUGAUCAAGAAAAGGAAAAUUGGAGAUUCUAAAGGGAAGGAAGAGGAAACUGUUAUACUUGAUAACAAUAAGGUGCACCAGUUUGAUAGCAGUUUUGAGUCAAGUAGAGAUGUGAAUUCAUCUCGGGAACUUGAAUAUCCUGAUCCGGAGUUCACUGAUUUUGAAAAGUACAGGGCGGAGGACUGUUUUGCCGUUAAUCAAGUCUGGGCUAUAUAUGACACAUUGGAUGGCAUGCCAAGAUUUUAUGCACGGGUGAAGAAGGUGUAUGUUCCUGGCUUCAAGCUACAAAUUACUUGGCUAGAGUCUGACCCGGACGAGGAAAAUCAGCAGAACUGGGUCGAUCUGGAUCUGCCUGUUUCUUGUGGCAAGUACUGCAAUGGGUCAUCAGAGACAUGUGUAGAUCGUCUAAUGUUCUCCCAUCAGAUAGACCCCAUAAAAUGUUCCAGAAAAUGCUUUUUUGUUUAUCCUCAAAAAGGGGAAACUUGGGCUCUCUUCAAAGAUUGGAAUGUUAAAUGGGUUUCAGAGCCAGAAAAGCAUAAACCACCAUAUGAAUAUGAUUUUGUUGAGGUUCUUGCUGAUUUUGAUGAGGAAGCUGGCAUUGAGGUUGCCCAUCUGUGUAAAGUGAAAGGGUUUGUCAGUAUUUUCCAACAAGCUGAACAUGAUGGGGUUGUCUCAUUUCAUAUAUCAUCAUGUGAGCUUUAUAGAUUUUCACAUCGAGUUCCCUCACUCAGAAUGACUGGCAACGAAAGAGCAGGUAUUCCCAUGGGAUCUUUUGAGUUAGAUCCCGCUGCUCUUCCUACCUACCUUUUUGAGCUGGUUGAUUCUAAUGAUAUGAAGCUGGGUAAUCACAAUGCCGAAAAUUGUUCCGGUCCUAUUCAUCCUCGCAAUCAAGCAAAAGCUACAAUAGAUUCAGAGAGUAAUCUAACUUUUGUAAAUAAUCAGAAGGGUAACAAUAAAAAAGAAGCCUCUGCAUCCAGAAUAUCUACAAGGGGAUCACGUUGUAUGCUUGAAGAUCAUGGUCAAGUUGAUGCAGUUCAUUAUAAGAAUGAGGAUGAUAGUUUUGAAGCUAUACGUGAUUGCAACUUGACUCAGCCCAAAGGAAGUUUUAUUUCAGAUGAUGCUAUUGAGAAGACGAGCACCCUAAAAAAGAGUGAGAAAAUUUAUCUCUCUACAGAUUGCCUAAAACCUCGUAAGUCACCGAGAGACUUGAGCAGAAGCAGUCAAGUAAAUGCAAUUCAACAUGACACUGGGGAAGAUGACAAGAAACAUUCAGUUUCCAACAAAAAUGAAAAGCCUGGCAGUUUUGGUAAUACAGAAGGAAUAAUUUCCUUGAAUCCGCCUGUUGGAAAGAUGCGUCUACACGAGAGGGAUGAUAGUACAGUUGAUUUUACUAAAAGCUCUAGUGUCUCUACACUGACAUCUCCAGCACGGAAAACUUCAAAUUUAGAGUGCUACGAUUUUAAGGGGGAGAAAUCCGUGGACAAGUUUGCAGUUGAUCAGAUAUGGGCAUUGUAUUGUGGGGAUGGAAUGCCAAAGGACUACGUGCAAGUUAAAAAGAUCAAAGCUACUCCUGAUUGCAAAUUGCAUGUAGCACUGCUGGAGGUGUGCUCAAGACCCAAAGACUUGAAACUGCCCAUUUGUUGCGGGAUAUUCAAAGUUAAAAAUGGUCAAACUAAAAUUGUCUCCUGUAAUGAUGUCUCACAUCAAGUAAGAGCUGAGCCCAUAGGGAAGAACAAAUACAAAAUUUACCCUAGAAAGGGGGAGGUUUGGGCAAUAUAUAAGAGUCUGAACCAUGCGGAUUCAGACUUGGGUAAAGUUGAUUGUGACAUUGUGGAAGUAUUGGAAGAUAAUGAAAAGAGCAAGAAAGUUAUGGUUCUCUCAUGCGUAAACAGACCUAAAUCACUUUAUAGGGCUCCAAGAAGUCAAAGAUCUACUGCCGAUGUUCAUGUGAUUCUGGAGACUGAAUUUGCCAGAUUUUCUCAUCAGAUUCCAGCUUUCCUGCACACAGAAGACCAUAGUCACUGGAGAGGAUAUUGGGAGCUUGAUCCCUCUGUCAUUACCGGUAUUACUAGUUUAGACGGAACUGCUAUUCUCUCUUCUCAGUGUAACCAGGAGAUUCUCUGAGUAUGCUCCAUGGGAGAAAACGGGAAAAACUCGGUGGAAACUUAAUUGAUUUUGCCCCCCUUCCGGAUAUCUUGCAUGGCCUUUACCAGUAGCCAUUUUGUUUUGGCCAUAACUGAUAUUUAUGUCUUUCAGAUGGUGAACUAAUGCAUUUCAUUUUGAUUUUCAGUUGCAAACUUGCAGUGAUGAUGAUUUGAAUUCUCAUAUGAUCUGCAUCAGGGCUUA